CAACUGUUUAUGCUCAAAAGAACCAAGGAUCCAAGUUCAAACGACGCCGCUUCAGUUUUGACGCAGUCGAUCUUAAAUGCUCUCUGGCGUCCAUAAUCCAAAUAUUCUCUCAACAUACAACCCCCCUAUGCGUUCGCAUUGUAACCCGCGGCCAGCUCAUUCCGGUUUUUUCUUCUGAAAAAUAAAAGCAACACUUUCUCUAUACUUUUUUCUCCACCUUUUCUCCGAAAUUAGAAAAUCGAACAUUCCCGUUUUUCCAGAGAGAGAGAGAGCGAUGGGAAAUCCGAGUGAUACGCAGAUGAAGUUAGUUUCAGGCGCUGCCGGAUAUGUGCUCGAAGAUGUUCCUCACUUGACUGAUUACCUUCCUGAUCUACCUAGCUAUCCCAAUCCAUUACAAGAUAAUCCAGCUUAUUCAGUUGUCAAGCAAUAUUUUGUUAACGUGGAUGAUACCGUCACUAAGAAGAUUGUUGUUCACAAGGACAGUCCAAGAGGGGUGCAUUUUAGACGUGCAGGACCUCGCCAAAGGGUGUAUUUUGAAUCAGAUGAAGUGCAUGCAUGCAUUGUAACAUGUGGUGGUCUAUGCCCUGGGCUAAACACGGUGAUCAGGGAAAUUGUAUGUGGCCUCUAUCACAUGUAUGGUGUCAGAAAAAUUCUUGGAAUAGAUGGAGGAUACAGGGGUUUUUAUGCCAAGAACACUGUCAACUUAACACCCAAGGUUGUUGAUGAUAUCCAUAAACGCGGUGGUACAAUACUUGGGACGUCAAGAGGGGGUCAUGAUACCUUAAAGAUUGUUGACAGAAUUCAGGAUCGUGGAAUCAAUCAGGUUUAUAUAAUUGGAGGUGAUGGGACACAAAGAGGAGCAGCAUUAAUUUUUGAGGAAAUUAGGCGUCGUGGCCUCAAAGUAGCUGUUGCUGGAAUUCCCAAAACCAUUGACAAUGACAUUCCGGUUAUUGACAAAUCAUUUGGUUUUGAUACUGCGGUUGAGGAGGCUCAACGUGCCAUUAAUGCAGCUCAUGUUGAAGCUGAAAGUAUGGAGAACGGCAUUGGACUUGUAAAGCUAAUGGGACGCUACAGUGGCUUCAUUGCAAUGCAUGCUACUCUUGCCAGCCGUGAUGUUGAUUGUUGCUUGAUUCCAGAGUCACCAUUCUAUCUUGAAGGAAGUGGUGGGCUAUAUGAAUAUAUCGAAAAACAACUCAAAGAAAGUGGACAUAUGGUUAUUGUGAUAGCUGAAGGAGCAGGACAGGAUCUUCUUUCAGAGAGCUUGCAGUCCAUGGUACAGCAAGAUGCUUCAGGAAACAAGCUUCUUCCAGAUGUUGGGCUGUGGAUCUCUCACAGGAUAAAGGAACAUUUUGCAAAGAAGAAGAUGCGCAUUAAUCUUAAAUACAUAGAUCCUACAUACAUGAUCCGGGCUAUUCCUAGCAUUGCUUCUGAUAACGUCUAUUGCACCCUACUCGCUCAUAGUACAGUUCAUGGAGCAAUGGCAGGGUAUACAGGCUUCACUGUUGGUCCUGUCAAUGGCAGACAUGCUUACAUUCCAUUUAAUCGAAUCAUUGAGGAACAGAACAAGGUUGUCAUUACUGACAGGAUGUGGGCGAGGCUGCUCUCUUCAACUAACCAGCCAAGCUUCUUGAAACCCGGAGAUAUUGCCGAUGCCAAGAAAGAGAAACAACCUGCAACCAGCUUGUUGGAUGGGGAAAAUUGUAAAGACAGAAAGUCAAUGACUGAAGACAAUCCUUGUUUGUCAUGAAAGUUGCAUCAGAUAGUGUGAUGUACUGUGAUGUUCACUACCGUCUUUUAUAGUCAGUCAAAUUGCCACCACUCGUAGUUAACACUCUACUAUCCCUAAAUAUUUUGUUCUGCUGUUGUACGAGUUACUUAUAGAUAGAAAUUUUGGUGGAGGAGGUGCUUUAACAUUGAGAAGUUAAUAGUUACGUGGGUCUUUUAGUUGGAAAGGUAUGAUCAGCCAAUCUAUACUGCCGUGGAAGUGAAAGUACCGAUCAUCUUACAUUGUCUCCCUUGUUCCUUUGUGCAGUGUUUGCUAUGUUGUAAGAGAAGAAAAUAACAAAUGUGUAUCAUUGUUCCAAGUGAGAAGCUGUUCUAUGAAAAUUUGUUCAACCUGAGUUUUCUGAA
Molecule: messenger RNA, 2130 nt
Organism: Durio zibethinus
Lineage: Eukaryota; Viridiplantae; Streptophyta; Magnoliopsida; Malvales; Malvaceae
Product: ATP-dependent 6-phosphofructokinase 3-like
Biological process (GO): fructose 6-phosphate metabolic process; glycolytic process
Molecular function (GO): ATP binding; 6-phosphofructokinase activity
Source: RefSeq, a predicted model, not a curated record